AUGCCGUAUCAUAUUGACAAUUUUGAUGCUGAGGAGACCGAAGAUCCUGUACUCAUCACGAUCUUCACAAUAGUCAACGAACGCGCUUCUACCAACAUCGGCGACAUUGUUCGCAUCAACUUCCAGAAAAUCCUCCUUCUCACACACAUCAGACACGACAACAAGGAGAUUAACGAUAUCGCCGACUGGCUUAGCAACUUGAACCUUGGAGGACCUGCCCUCUACCGCCUACAGUCUUCUCCCAGCUCAGGUUCGGAGUCGCAAAGCUCACAGGAGUCCACCACAGCCUUCUACGACCUAGACCUCGAUGGCAUGGCUAAGGCGGCUCAUGACUGUAGGACUGCAAUCGCACAGAUUAGAGGAAGUGAUAACAAUGCCAGCAGGUCUGCCUGCGACCUUAUGAUUCAAAUCAUGGCUGAGAAGGAGUACCAGCCUCCCCCUUUCAUGGGCUCUUACCCUAACCUGGACUCGAUCUGCUACCUCUUCUAUGCCGUUCUCUCCGACUGCCACUACCUCCCUCACGAUAACCCUGUCUCAUCUCCUUGUGCCUCGACCGAGUUCCAGGUUGAAGUGGUAACUUACCUGCGUCUCUGCGGUGGUCAGCCAGCCACGACUGACCAACGUACCCUACUUAUUGACGCAUCUUUGCAGAAGCUCAUCGAAGAGGUCAGCGACGUGCAAGUUGACAUCGACCUGGCGGGCUCCGAGCGCGUCGGCAACGUCACUGACCUUGACGAUGACGAUUGGUACUUCCAGCACGCCGCCCACAGAGAAGCUCUCCUGAUGAUUCUCCAGAGUUGGAAGCCAGUUUGUGUCGAACUACUACAUGAGAUCAAAUCACAUGCUCCAAGCGACAAAUGCUUUAUCAUGAACAAGAAGCAACUCAACAUCUCCGCCAGCAUCAACGCAAAGCAGGCCUACCUUUAUGCAAACACUGAAUUCGGUACUUGGACCUGGGUGUUGUGGAGGAGCACCGCUGUCGAAUCAGCUUCACCAGUUCCCUUUGUUCCUUCCUGGUUCGUGCCUGCCUUCGGCAUCGACGGUGACAAGUUCAAAAAGCCCUCGAAACGCGACCUUACAGCAACUCAGCAGGUAGAACAACGCAAGAGGAGGGAAGAGGCCGAGAACAAGCUGAAGGAGAAGGAGGCCAAGAGGAAGUAUGAGCAGAGAGGCAUGGAAAUGCGCACUAGAGCCCUGAAACAGUGA
Molecule: messenger RNA, 1206 nt
Organism: Aureobasidium pullulans EXF-150
Lineage: Eukaryota; Fungi; Ascomycota; Dothideomycetes; Dothideales; Saccotheciaceae
Exons: 2
Coding region: 1-1206 (401 amino acids)
Source: RefSeq, a predicted model, not a curated record